UUCUUCAUUAUCUCUUCAUCUCGUGGCGUUUCUUCAUUUUUUUCCAAUGUGGUGUGAAUAUAAUCCGCGCUGUUGUGCUUUCUUGGAAGCUCACAGUCAGCCAGAAACCCUUAGCUGACCAAUUGAAGAUGGGCAUUAUUAUUACUAUUUUUUUAAACUUUUACUGGCAUUUCAGCGCCAUCCUACGACCUUUCCAUCUCUCCCUGCAGUCCCUCCAGGCCAAGCAACAGAAUCUGAUGCAGCAGCUGGACAGCCUGGACCAAGAAUGCGAGCAGCUGAAGUCCACCGUGGCCGAAGAGGAAGAUGACAACCAGAUGAUGAGAGAGAGGCUGAAGGAGAUCCAGGAAGAAAAGUGGGAGAUGCAAGGCCGGCUGGAGGCCCAGAAGAAGCUCACGGAGAAACUGAGGCAGGAGAAGCAGACCUUGGAGCAGUCUGCCUCCGAACUGCAGAGGACCAUCUCGGAGCUGGGAGAGCUGAUCCACGAGAUGAAGGAGAAGGAGAAGCUUUUGGUCUUCUUCCCAGACCUUCACAUCCCCGUCGAGACCCGGUUCGAAAUCUCCGGGAACGUCAUGGAAGACAUGGGGAAACAGCUGCAGGCCAACAACAUCCGCAUCAGCAUUCUGGAGGAAGAGAACGCCCGUCUCCGAAACGCGAUAGCCAAAAUCAAAGAGCCGGCCCAGCAGGAGACACAGAAGUUUGUCCUUCCAACCCAGCUGUGGAUCCGGUCGGCUGAAAAACCGGGGCUUCAAGACAGCGCGAUGCCGCCUCCCGUGGGGUACCCCGGAGCGUCUGGCGUUCAGGGACAGAUUUCCAGGCCUCCGACAAACAGCGGCCCCACGGCAAGCGCCUCGCGACACAGACCUCCCAACCCCACCGUGUCCUACACUCCUGCCCCCCAGUGGAGUUCCAGCAGCCAGCUGCUCAAGGCCCCCUUGGGCCCCGCUCCGUUCAACCUUUUCUACAAGGAGACCGUAAGCAGCCCUUACGCCCAGGCCAAAGGGAAGGGCCGCCAGCCCCCGCCAGGCCACUGUACCCGCAACCACCAGAAAUAAAAAGAGGAAGCGCGCCCAAGGAGGGCUCCAGG
Messenger RNA from Notechis scutatus (mainland tiger snake), 1084 nucleotides. Lineage: Eukaryota; Metazoa; Chordata; Lepidosauria; Squamata; Elapidae. The record is from RefSeq and is a predicted model, not a curated record.